CGUACCAAUAAUACUUGUGAAAAUUUCCAUAUGCACGCAGCCAAACUUAUUGGGGUUCACCAACCCACUUGGACCAUGAUGUUUAUCGAUCGCCAACUCAUGCCUGAGGUACCCCAACCUGCAGAGCAGCAACGGCAGAGAGCUAUGGCACCACGUAAUCGUCAACCACGACGUGAUGGCCGCCGCAGCAGGGCCACCAGCCCCUGCAGCAAGAUCUCGAGGGCGCCGCCGUCGCCCACCACUGCAAGCUCCCAUCCAGCCGAAUGCCGAACAUGCUGAUGUCGCAGUUCCUGAAGUAGCACCAGUCCCUGCGACAAGAUCUCGCGGGCGUCCCCGUCGAGUACCACUGGAAGCUCCCAUCCAGCUGAAUGCGGAACUAGCUGAUGAGGCAGCUCCCGAAGCGGCAGCGGCAGAGAUACCGCAGGCCCCACAACUAGUUCCACCAGAACAGAUUGCACCUCAUCCACGAGUGGCAAUUGACGAGGCACCGGUUCCUUUGAGGCACCAAGAACAUCCACGCCGAGGUACACUGCAAGCUCCCAUCCAGCCGAAUGCCGAACAUGUUGAUGUCGCAGUUCCUGCAGUAGCACCAGCUCCUGCGACAAGAUCUCGCGGGCGUCCCCGUCGAGUACCACUGGAAGCUCCCAUCCAGCUGAAUGCCGAACUAGCUGAUGAGGCCGUUCCCGACAUGGCAGCGGCAGAGAUACUGCCGGCCCCACAGCUAGUUCCACCAGAACAGAUUGUACCUCAGCCUCAGGUGACAGCUGGCGAGGCACCGGUUCCUUUGAGGAGGCACCAAGAGCAUCCACGCCAAGGUACACUCCCAGCUCCUAUGCGAAGAGCUGCAGAACCAGUUGAUGAUGCACUUCCAGAAGAGCCAGAGCCAGCGGCCCUUGGGGACAUUGCACCACGGGACCAUGCAGUACCUCGCGGAGCAGCUAUGGAGGUAGAGGGGAAUGAAGAACCACCCAGGAAAAAGAAAAAAACCAGACGAGGCGGAAAACAACAUCAAUGCGGUGUAUGUGACGAGAAAAAGACCCUUCAACGACUGAAACCCUGCAAUCACCGUCUCUGUGUUGCAUGCAUAAAAAGCUGAUUACGAGAUAUUGUCCAUUCUGCAGAGGAAAUAUCGAAAGCUAUUUACCGGAAAGUGGAAUGGGUGGCGAGAAGUGGAAUACCGGAGUGGUUGACGAAAUUCAGCGAGAGUGGUACGCGCACGUGCUCAGAGAUAUAGCGGAAGAGAGAAAUGAGGAAGAUGAUGAAUUUCCUCCCUUCAUAUAAUAGAAAUUAAUUCCAAAUUCAUUUAUCACUUAUU
Diachasma alloeum is the source of this 1315-nucleotide messenger RNA. Its product is annotated as skin secretory protein xP2. Gene Ontology annotation, molecular function: DNA binding. NCBI's taxonomy places the organism in Eukaryota, Metazoa, Arthropoda, Insecta, Hymenoptera, Braconidae. The record is from RefSeq and is a predicted model, not a curated record. Bases 176 to 1096 code for a protein of 306 amino acids. The transcript has 3 exons.